This is a messenger RNA of Schistosoma turkestanicum, 1405 nucleotides long. The record is from the annotation of a GenBank genome assembly. NCBI's taxonomy places the organism in Eukaryota, Metazoa, Platyhelminthes, Trematoda, Strigeidida, Schistosomatidae.
AUCGGAUAUCGGAUUCAAAUCGCUUCGCUACUGUUGUCAUCCUCGCACUAUUAUUUAUGCGACUUCGUAAUGAAUAUCUUAAACCUAAUCUAAAAUCCUAACGCACUAAUUAAAAUCUUGUUAUCUAACCUCAACCUGCUUUUUACUGGAUGUCCUUUUUAGUUAUGCCAGAUGCUGAUCAUAUCAAAACUGUUAUUGUAUGAUAAAAGCAUUGCCUUCCGUCAUAUAAGUAAACAAUUGUAAUAGGCGGGUUGAUGACUUAAUAUCGUCAGUAUUAUUUUCAUUUCUUGUUUCAAUGAUUAGUCCUAAUUUUUUCUCUUUCUUUACUCUUCCAGAUUGUCCCUCGCUAUUCUUCACUUUAACGUCACAGACUAGGUGCCUUCAAGCCAUACAUAAACGUUGCACUCCCGGAUUGAAUGAGUACAUGCGGAUUUGAAUUUUUGUCCACAUAUCUUAGAUGAAUUCAUCAGGGGACCACGAAAGACAGUGAAUUCCACCAAUAACGACCUCAAAAUUAAAAAAUAAUGACUCAUAAUUGCUCUAAAUCUAUACUUAUUGGACCAUCAAUUUUGAAUGCUGAUUUAUCUAAACUAGCUGUUGUUUGUGAUCAAUUAAUUAACUCUGGAGCUGACUACCUACAUCUAGAUGUUAUGGAUGGACAUUUUGUACCGAAUAUUACAAUUGGACAUCCUGUUGUGGCUUGUUUAAGAAAAAAUCUCCCAUCGAAAACUUUCUUAGAUCUUCAUAUGAUGGUUUCAAAUCCAGAAAAGUGGAUUGAAAAUAUGAAAGCUGCUGGUGCAAGUCAAUAUACUUUUCAUUUGGAAUCAACUGACAAUGUUAUGCAGUGUAUUCAUAAAAUACGUGAAGCUGACAUGAAAGUUGGUCUUGGUAUAAAACCAAAUACAUUAGUCACUGAAUUAUUACCUUAUAUUGAUUCGGUUGAUAUGAUUUUAAUUAUGACUGUUGAACCGGGUUUCGGUGGACAAAAAUUUAUGGCAAAUAUGUUAUCAAAGGUUAAAUACCUUCGAGAAAAAUAUGCAAACUUGGAUAUUGAAGUUGAUGGUGGUAUCACUUUGAAGAAUGUUCGAGAUUGUGUCGAAGCUGGAGCGAAUAUGAUUGUUUCUGGUACUGAAAUUACUAGUCAUGAAAAUCCUGCGAAUAUAAUCAAAUUGAUGCGAUCUAAUGCUGGUCAACUUUUUCAUUCCAGUAUUCAAUGAUUCAUGAAAUAAUUUGAUGAUAAUGUAUUUUUUGCCUUAUUUUUUAACCUUUAAUCAAAACAAAAAUCUAUGAUUUGACCAAACUAAAUUGUGUAAAUUUUUUUUUACUUAGUUAUAAUCAGUUGAAAAAAAAUUGAGCUAAUUUUCAAAGUUUUCCAAUAUGUAAUAUAUUUUUCAUGAGCUAGUGU